Molecule: messenger RNA, 1196 nt
Organism: Aspergillus ochraceoroseus IBT 24754
Lineage: Eukaryota; Fungi; Ascomycota; Eurotiomycetes; Eurotiales; Aspergillaceae
Product: ribosomal RNA processing 1 family protein
Exons: 3
Coding region: 170-1195 (341 amino acids)
Biological process (GO): rRNA processing
Cellular component (GO): preribosome, large subunit precursor; preribosome, small subunit precursor; nucleus
Source: RefSeq, a predicted model, not a curated record
CAUUCUUCUAUCUUCAAGAUCGGGGCUUCGAGACGCCUUGUUUGUAUUUUUUAAUACCGCAAAGGUUUAUUCAACUUGACCCCAGGGCAAUUCUAUCCUUCCCCUUCGCGCAGUCCUCAUUACCAGUGCCAACGACUUGCCAACCAUACCCCAGAUAUCCGACGACGCCAUGGUCGAUAUCGAAAAGACUCCCUUUGUAAGGGAGCUCGCUUCCAGCGACAAAAAAAUCCGCGACAAAGCCACUAACUCCCUCACACUGUUCUUGCGAUCCAGAACCGACCUGUCGCUGCUCGAGCUGCUAAAACUCUGGAAGGGCCUUUUCUUCUGCUUCUACCACUCCGAUCGUCCCCUCACCCAACAAGCUCUAGCCCGCGACUUAUCCUACUCGCUCGUCCCAACCCUCCCCCGAUCCACAGUCCACCGCUUCCUGCGCGCAUUCUGGAUCACCAUUGGCCGGGACUUCCACUCUCUCGACCGCCUCCGACUCGAUAAGUACCUCCACUUGAUCCGUUGCUAUAUCGGUGUUGCUUUCGAGGUCUUUCUCAAGAACUCCGCCAACAACAACAGCGGCAACUCUGCCACCGCCGCGGGGAUCAGAAAACGGAAGAGAGAAGAGACAGCCGCCGCAAAGAAACGCGCAAAGUCAAAGAAACGGAAUAGCUCUUCAGCCAAGAACGAACCGGCAGAAGAAGAGCAGCAGGAACAACAAGAUGAACAAGAAAAUGAAACAAUGCAAACUACCCCGGGUGGCAAUCACGGUGGUAAAUGGUCCGCCCUAGAAUCGUACAUUACAAUUCUUGAAGAAGGCCCUCUCUGCCCUGUGAACUUUGAUCCAUCUCAACCCCCGGCUGAUGAGAAGAACGAUUACGUGCCCAUGCCCCAUGGCCCGGAUGGAUUGCGGUACCAUGUUCUGGAUAUCUGGGUUGACGAGCUCGAGAAGGUUCUGGAGUUUGAUGAGAGUGAGGAAGAGGAGCGGAGUCGCAAACCCAAGGGUGAUGUCCCCGUUGAGCUUUUGCUGCGUCCGAUUGAGAAGUUGAGGAAGGAGAGUCCGUAUAAGCCUGUGCGCAUGAGGGCGGCUGAAACGUUGGAGGAUGAACGGUUGAUUGAGUGGGGGUGGAGGGAGAGGAAGAACAAGGUCGAGAGUGAUGACGAGGAGGAAAGUGAGGAGGAAUGGGGUGGGUUUGGAGAUGAGUAGG